This is a messenger RNA of Suillus subaureus, 1545 nucleotides long. RefSeq lists its product as uncharacterized. The transcript is spliced from 3 exons. The record is from RefSeq and is a predicted model, not a curated record. NCBI's taxonomy places the organism in Eukaryota, Fungi, Basidiomycota, Agaricomycetes, Boletales, Suillaceae. The coding region runs from base 268 to 1260 and encodes 330 amino acids.
UGCACUCUGGAGCACGCGAAACGAAUUGCAUGCUUACAUCGCGGAACGUUAUGAGAGUUUCUGCAACAAAACACGUUCCAGCAUGGUGGUAUCUGUAUUUGUGAUUGUUUGGUACACAGGCAGUUUGCACGCAUUGACCUCGAGGAGGUGCAUGCUCCUGAUUAUAUUUUCAUAGCUCUUAGAUAUCGUUUCUACCGCCCUUCCUUUGUUCACUAUUAUCUACCAACUGUACAUUUUUAACCGAAACACUCAGAUCAACGUUUUACGAUGGUCUUCAGUCUCUUCGCUCGCAAGCCCGAUUCACCACCCAACGCUCAACUACACACACCCUCUCCCUCAAUUUCCCACACUGACUCACCAGUACCCCUCUUGCCAACGCCACCACCCAAUUCUUGCACCACAGAGACCGAGCCCGAACCCGAGGUAACAGACUCAACAGCCCUCGCACUUGUCGAUCGUGCUGCGUAUGAAACGUUGUGGUCCUGCUGUGGAGGGAGUGUCGAAGGGACAGGUGAUAUGGGUCCCCCUGAUGGUUGGUGUUAUGAGGGAAGACACACAACAGACACCAAACGCGCACGUUUCCGUGCAGAUUCUACCAUCCACGACGAUAAACUAGUCUCCUGCGCUACAAGGGGAUGCCAUGGCCGCAAACGCAAGCGGAGCGCAUCCGUCUCCAGCGAUGAUCUGAGCGCCAGUAUAAGGAAGAAAGACAAAGACAAGGUAAACGCAAAAGCAAGUGUCGAUGCUUCACCCAAGUCAGCCCGCAAACCCACUUCAAAAGCAUCCACACCCAGCCAUACACCCAAACCCCUCUCGAGAUCCAGUACACUCAUAUCCUCAGUCACGCUCGUCCAACCACGCAUCAAAUCCCUACCUAAAUCCAACCUCCACCAAUCCCACGUCGCAUCACCAACUAUAGACGCUGUUUCCGACUCCGAAAGCGACGAACAACCACAAGGGUCAGAUACCCCUGCACGUCCUACUCGAGAACGCACAAGAACGCGCCCUACUUCUGACGAACGAAAGACCCGCCUUGCUGCAGAUGACAAAACGCGUAUUCUGGCUGACAAACCACGUACGCGCAGCGCAGCACGAGAAGAGCGUAGUCUUUCACGCACGAGACCGGUUGUGAGAGGCGGUUCUAUCCGUGUACUGCGCGAGAGGGAAAGGGAGAAAGAGAAGGGAAUGAACGAGUCGGAUGGUGAUGACAGGGGACGAGGUAGGGGAAGAGAAGUAAAGAAGAGAAGGGUGGGUGUAUGAAUUGUCUGUGUUGAGUGUGCGGCGUGGAUGGGUAUGAGUGGCAUAUAGUAUUAUUUUGGUAUGUCCCUUGUUUAAGUCAGCGGACGAGUACGGCGCUGGCAGUCGAUACAUCCCAUAACCCUCUUUUGUAUGUUACUACCCCACUAUAUGCGGAGAUCUACCAUUUGUAUCUAUCCUAACUUAAUCGUUGUGCCAGACUACUAGGAGGCAAUUUAGUGUCUACCCGCAUUAAAUCUGACUUUUAAAUCGCCCAAUUCAUGUAAAACCACAACUAAAACGAGUUCA